AUGCCAAUGCUUUUCACAGACGGAGAAAGCCCUCUUUCUUUUAGAGAUGCUGGUAUUCCUAAUAUCAUAAGAAAGAGAAUAACUCUUUCUGCAUGGAAUCCUUCGUGCGGGCUCUGGUUCCCCGUAGCCACCGUGGACCCUAUCUCGAAGAUUUCCCUCAGUGAAACCAGUCUCGAUUGUGCUAAUGUGUACAGAAGCCAAGAACCUAGUAUACCGGAUUACGCGACUUGGCCACUCCAAUUAGCGGGAACAAGCAGCGAUAAGAAGGACCACGCCGUUCCAGUAGUCCUGCAGAGGGACUUUGGAAUGGAAUGUGAAUGCGACGCACGCAGAGAUGUGGCAGAACGAAGGAUCGAAAAUGAAGAAAAGAUAAGCGAGGAUGGAGGAUGA
Molecule: messenger RNA, 390 nt
Organism: Striga asiatica
Lineage: Eukaryota; Viridiplantae; Streptophyta; Magnoliopsida; Lamiales; Orobanchaceae
Source: the annotation of a GenBank genome assembly